AUGAGGCCGGUGAAGGUGUGACCUCACACCUUGCUGUCCAGGAUAAAUGGAGGAGCAGCACAGCCUUCCUCAGUGAACUCGCCGCACUGCCAGUGACACAACCUUUCCUCCAGAAGAAAACCUGCAGACAUGGACGCCUCUCUCUCCCAGCUCCUGCUCCACGGGGACGAGCCACUCUUCGGCUGCGAUGCUCUGCUGGAGCAAAUCUGCUCCGUGUCGGACUCGGGCUACUACAGCGCUACCGGCAGCCUGUCCCCGGCCUCCUCCAUCGACUCCUGCUGUUUCUCUCCCCCACCUCCGCAGUCUGCAGCGAGGCAGGAGCCCAGAGACCUCCAGCUCCUCCUGAGCACCACUGCUGCCCCGGCACAGAGUCCCAACCCUGUCCAGGCCAAGAGGAGAUCCAGGUCAAAGUAUCCUGGGAAGAAACGCCAGAGCGCCAGCGAGAGAGAGAAGCUGAGGAUGAGAGACCUGACCAAGGCCCUUCACAACCUCAGGACCUACCUGCCCCCUUCAGUGGCUCCGGCGGGACAGACCCUGACCAAGAUCGAGACCCUGCGCCUCACCAUCCGCUACAUCUCCCACCUGUCGGCGCAGCUGGGGCUCAGCGAGGAGGGGCUGGCCCAGAGAGGGGAGCUGGACACCCCAGGGUGCCUCACUGCCCCAGCCUUCCCCGGGUGCUACCAGUACAGCUCCAUGCCAGCACACUGGGUGCCAGAGGAAGCACAGAGGUCUCCCCAAGACAAUAUGCAGCAGUUCUGCAUACCUGAGUCCACAGGCCUGAAUAGCAAACUCGACAUGGACACAGGCUCACCCUUGUCAGCCCUCUGCUUUCAAGACAUGCCGUCAUAUCAGAUCUACAAUGACACAGGCUAUAUCGACACCCAGCCGGACACCACGUUCUUCUUAUGA
Lepisosteus oculatus (spotted gar) is the source of this 909-nucleotide messenger RNA. RefSeq names its product mesoderm posterior protein 2-like. Gene Ontology annotation, biological process: regulation of transcription by RNA polymerase II; mesoderm formation; somite rostral/caudal axis specification. Gene Ontology annotation, cellular component: nucleus. The record is from RefSeq and is a predicted model, not a curated record. Gene Ontology annotation, molecular function: RNA polymerase II cis-regulatory region sequence-specific DNA binding; DNA-binding transcription factor activity, RNA polymerase II-specific; protein dimerization activity. NCBI's taxonomy places the organism in Eukaryota, Metazoa, Chordata, Actinopteri, Semionotiformes, Lepisosteidae.